GCAUAAAGUAGUAAAGUUUAGCUUAAUAAUUUGCGUUUUGUUGAAAUAUAAUUGAAUUAGUCAUCUUCCAACUAUUCCUGAUUAGGAAUUAUUAUCACCAUUACAUAAAUAAUCAGGAAAUCAUAAUUAUGAUUCUAGAUGAUAAUUGUGUGGUUCACAAUUAUCCUCUAAUCCUAUGAAGCUUAACUUUUCUCCUAUAAAUAGGAGGCUUCUCCAUUGUAAUUAACACACCAUGGUUACACCAUUAUCACACUCUCAAUAAUAUAAUCUAUCACUAAGUGUUCAUACUAUAUUUCUCUCCCUGAUCUUCUGCUUAUUUCCUUCCAUAUUAUAACACGUUAUCAGCACGAAUUUGCUCCAUAUCCUCGAAAUCAUCAUCUUCCCAGCAGGUAUAUAUUUAAAUUCAUCUGAAAAGAAAAUCAGAGGUUGAGAAGUAUGAACAUGAUUGAAUAUAUUCAAAACUAUAAAAAGUAUACUCUAUGGUUGCCCAAGAAUUGGAUCCUCCAUAUCAGAAAAUUAUACUAAUAGAUAUGUAGUAUAUUUUAUCUAUAAAAAAAAAUAUACGAUGAAGGGAAAAGGAUAAACAUAUCUUUAUAUUAUCUUUAAUUAUACUGCUCCUUUAUUAAAAUCUGAACUUUUAUUUCCAUAUGAAUUUACAUCACUAAUUCUCACUUAUAUAUGUAUAUACGGAGUAUAUAAUAUGAAUAUGGAUCUAUAUACUUCGUAUAUGAUAAUAAGAUGUUUAUAGGUAUAACCAUAGAUAAACCAUAAACAUGAAACUAUGAAAGUAUAUACUACCGUAUAAGGAGAGAACUCACUAAUACGAAACCGGCCUGCUCUUCUUGAAUUAACCGUUGUGCUUUACGAACCUCGGAAAUUUUUUCUUGAUGGAGCUUCUAAAAUACUCCGUAAAUCUUCCACUAUUGUAUAAAAAUCGAACUAAAAGCAGAAAUAAAGAAUAGAAAUUAAAAUACGAUGAAUUGAGAUUACUACAUAACUUUUCAAGUAGUGUAGUUUUUCUUCUUCAAACGUAUGAAUAUACUCCGUAUAAAACCUCUUCCGAUUCAGACUUUAGAAGAGUAGUAGAAUAGUACUACAUCUAAUUAAGCUGCUUCCAUACACUAAUCAUGUCAUACAUGAUAGAAGACUAGCUAGAGGAACACAUGGAUCAACUGUGCCUCUGAAAAUAAGAAUGAUGUAAUAAGAAAAGAACUGCCAACAAGGCACGAAAAUAUAUAGAAGAAGCAACUGAUAUAUUUCUUACGGAGUAUAUAAGCUAGCGUGACCACAUUCAAUUCACGAGUCUUAUGACUCUGAUCCCUUCACAUGUAAUCGAUAAUAAACGAUUACUCUAUAAAAUUCAGGUGAAAUAAAUGAGAUGAUAAUGUUCUGACAAACUCAUACCUCUCAUACCGACAUAUCCAUGAGAGUACCAUAACUACCAUUAAUGCAUUAAAGAAAAACAAAACUGUAAUCUAUAGUUGUAUGUAUUGCAUGUGACUUUUUCUUUCAUUUUUUUGGCAUUGUCUGACGUGGGCUCACGCCGCUCACCUGCUCAAAGUGCAUACAUUAUUGGUUGGUUAUAAAUUAAAGUUAAUAAUAAUGCAAGAGAAAGAAAAAGAAAUUGCAUGUAUUUUUUAUCAACCCUACAAAAUAAUUGGGAGGCUCAUAGAAAUUAAAUACUCCGUGUCUCCGUAUGUAUAGUAAAAUUAAUAAUACUCCUUACUACUACUCCAUAUUUCAUACUCCGUACAAAAUAAAAAUAAUAGAUUGUAUAAUAUGUUGAUAUGUAUAAAUAUAUACAUAUACAGAUAUACUAAUAAAUACGUAGUAAAGGAAUGAAAAUAAGAGGAUGAGAGACCCAUGAGGUAGAAUGCAUGUAGUGAAAUUUUAUGUGCGUAAAGGAAAUGAUAGUCCAUACACUUGUUGCCUUGUUGGCCAACUCGUUCUGAUUGUUAUCAAUAAAUAAUGCAUACAGAUAGUAGUAAUUAUAUUAUACGGAGUACUAAUAAAUUGAGUUAUCAAUUUAUACCAUACGGAGUACGUAGCAUAUAUGUAUACGUACCGACUACUCAGAACAAUCAAUGAUUUUGGAAUUGUCUUGACAUUAUUGAUGUGUAUUACUACCGUAUUUGUGAAGUGAAUCCAAAAACAACAUGUUAUUCCCAUCUCUUUAAAUGUCUUAAUAUAUAUAUCAAAACAAUUUAUUAACUAUAAGUUACGAGCAUAAGUUUUGUACUUUAACUUUUGGUUAUCGAGUUGCAUGAUCUCUGAUGGUUAAGAUGGGCCCCUUAACAAUUGGUAUGACAGUAACUUGAACUAAAACGGUCAUUAUGUACGUUUAUGUCAAUUGCCGGAAAUAACCCCUCAUAACGGCACUCAUGAUUGUUUUUAAUCUCAAAUGAUGAAGUAGAAAUUAAUAAGAAGUAAAUGUGAGCUAAAUUACUUCUCUUAUUAAAAGUCAGAAUAAAGUACUUCUCCUUGUUAUGUAAUAUAUGGAGUAUGUUUGGACUAAUAUUUAUGCACAAUUAAAUGUAUUAUUAAGUGAAGUACAAUUCAUAUUACAAUAUUGAACUAUUAUUUGUUCAUUUUUAUAUUCUCGAAGAUAACUGAAAUUUCUCCAAGUGGUUUAGAACAAUGUCUAAUAGACAGCACCAAACGCACACCAUUUUGAGACAUAGAGAUUAUUUUUCUCAUAUGACAUUAGUUGAUGCUAAUGUCAAUACAAUCUCAGGUGUUGCUAAACUCAUUGAAGGUUCUGGAAUAGCCUGUGUGAUUCUCCCAAAAGGGACAAAAUUAAUAAUUAAAGACGCUUUAUACUCCAGUAAAUCACGGAGAAAUCUUUUGAGCUUUAAAGAUUUGCGUCUAAAUGGUUUUCAUAUUGAAACCAUGUCUGAAAAUCAGAAGGAAUAUUUAUGUCUAACGACAAAUAGAUCUGGCAAUAAAUACAUUUCUGAAAAAAUGCCAGCAUAUUCCUCGGGACUGUAUUAUACAUAUAUCAGUCCAAUUGAGAUAAAUGUGGUAUCUAAAAUUUAUGACCACAAUUCCUUUAUCUUGUGGCAUGACCGUUUAGGUCAUCCAGGCAGCACUAUGAUGCACAAAAUUAUUGAAAAUUCACGUGGACAUUCAUUAACUAAUGUCAAGAUUCCACAAUCAAGUGAUUUUCCGUGCACUGCCUGUUCUCUUGGCAAAUUAAUUAUCAGGCCAUCUUUAUACAAAAUUGGAGUUGAAUCUCCUGCAUUUUUAGAAAGAAUUCAAGGAGAUAUUUGUGGGCCAAUUACCCCUCCGUGUGGACCGUUUCGAUAUUUUAUGGUGCUCAUUGAUGCAUCAACACGUUGGUCACAUGUCAGUCUUUUAUCGACUAGAAAUUUUGCAUUUGCAAAUCUCCUUGCUCAAAUUAUUCGUUUGAGAUCACAAUUUCCGGAUUAUUCGAUAAAGAAAAUCCGACUUGAUAAUGCAGGAGAAUUUACAUCCCAAUCUUUUAAUGACUAUUGCAUGUCAAUUGGGAUUGAUGUGGAACAUCCAGUUCCACAUGUACAUACACAAAAUGGUCUUGCCGAAUCCUUAAUUAAGCGAUUACAAUUAAUUGCUAGACCAUUAUUGAUGAAAUCCAGAUUACCAUCAUCUGCAUGGGGAUAUGCUAUAAUGCAUGCUGCAAAUUUAAUUCGGCUUAGGCCAACGGCAUAUCAUAAAUUUUCCCCAUUACAAUUAAUAUCUGGUAAAGAACCAAAUAUAUCACACCUAAAAAUAUUUGGUUGUUCUGUGUAUGUACCAAUUGCUCCACCUUAUCGUACUAAAAUGGGUCCUCAAAGAAGGCUGGGAAUUUAUGUUGGUUUUAAAUCACCCUCAAUUAUUAAUUAUCUAGAACCUAUGACCGGUGACUUAUUCACCGCGCGGUUCGAUGACUGUCAUUUUGAUGAGACAGUAUUCCCAGCCUUAGGGGGAGAUAUUAAAGAAAUGGACCCACGUACGAAAGAUAUUACUUGGAAUGCAACAAAUUUAUCUUUUCUUGAUUCUCGCACAAAUGCUUGUGAACAAGAAAUUCAAAAGAUUAUUCAUUUACAAAAUGUUGCAAACCAAUUGCCUGAUGCUUUCACAGACUCAAAGAAAGUAACAAAGUCACAUGUUCCAGCUAUGAAUGCUCCUUCUCGAAUAGAAAUUCCUGCGGAGAUUAGCGAAAGAACACUUGCUAAUGAAUCUAUGAUACGUAAAAAACGUGGUAGACCACUUGGUUCAAGAGAUUUGAAACCAAGAAAAUUUAAACAGCAAGUUGUAGUUUGUGAUGCCAAAGAAGUUCAACCUUCUCAAGAAGAAAAUGAACAUUUUGAAAAUAUCGGCCUUGAAGAUAACAUCAAUAAUAAUGAUACCUCAAAAGAGGAUCCAAUCACCUUCGAAGAGGUAAAUAUUCCAGAUAAAGAUAGAAACGUCGAUAAUUUUGAAAUUUCAAUUAAUUACGUUUCUAAUGGAAUACAAUGGAAUAGAAAUGAUAUUGAUGUUAAUGAUAUAUUUUCAUAUGCCAUCGCCACAGAUAUAAUGAAUGAACACGAUGACAAUGAGCCUAAAUCUAUUGACGAAUGUCGUCGUAGAAAUGAUUGGCCAAAAUGGAAUGAAGCAAUUCAGGUAGAAUUAAAAUCGCUAGAAAAGCGUAAUGUUUUUGGACCAAUUGUCCAUACGCCAAAAGGCGUAAAACCUGUCGGUUUUAAAUGGGUUUUUGUGCGUAAACGCAACGAGAAAAAUGAAAUCGUUAGAUACAAAGCCCGACUUGUUGCCCAAGGUUUUUCUCAAAUGCCAGGAAUCGAUUAUGAUGAGACGUAUUCUCCAGUAGUUGAUGCUACAACUUUAAGAUAUUUAAUUGGCAUGUCUGUUUUUGAAAGGCUGCAAAUGCGCCUCAUGGAUGUGGUGACCGCAUAUUUAUACGGUUCACUCGAUACAGACAUAUAUAUGAGAAUUCCUGGAGGCUUUAAAAUACCUGAUGCUUAUAGCUCGAAAUCUCGAGAUUUAUUUUCCAUAAAAUUGCAAAAGUCAUUAUAUGGAUUAAAACAAUCUGGACGCAUGUGGUAUAACCGUCUCAGUGAAUAUUUGAUUAAAGAAGGGUAUAAAAAUGAUCCUAUUAGUCCAUGUGUUUUCAUUCAGCGAUCCGAAUCAGGAUUCGCCAUAAUUGCAGUAUAUGUUGAUGAUUUGAAUAUAAUCGGAACUCCUAAUGAAAUUGAAAAUACUGCAAAUUAUCUCAUGAAAGAAUUUGAAAUGAAAGACCUUGGGAGAACAAAAUUUUGUCUCGACAUUCAAAUUGAACAUUUGAGAAAUGGUAUUUUCAUCCACCAAUCAAAUUAUACCGAGAAACUUUUGAAGCGAUUUUACAUGGAUAAAGCACAUCCACUCAAUUCUCCAAUGGUGGUUCGAUCUCUCAAUGUGCAUGAUGAUCCUUUCCGACCUUGUGAAGAUGAUGAAGAAAUCCUUGGUCCCGAAAUACCAUAUUUGAGUGCUAUUGGAGCAUUAAUGUAUUUGGCUAAUAAUACUCGACCAGAUAUUGCUUUUUCUGUAAAUUUAUUAGCCAGGUAUAGUUCUUCCCCAACAAGAAGGCAUUGGAAUGGUGUCAAACAUAUAUUCCGAUAUCUCAAUGGUACAAUCGAUCUUGGAUUGUAUUUCAAGAAUGGUGCAAAUGCCACUUUAAUUGGCUACGCGGAUGCAGGAUACUUGUCUGAUCCACAAAAGGCAAAAUCACAAACAGGAUAUUUAUUCACCUAUGGUGAUACCGCUAUAUCAUGGAGAUCAAUGAAGCAAACAUUAACUGCAACAUCAUCAAAUCAUGCAGAAUUAAUUGCUCUUUAUGAAACAAGUCGUGAGUGUGUCUGGUUGAGAUCAAUGAUCCAGCACAUACAAAAUGAAUGCGGUAUAAAAUCUUUUACUUCUAAUCCUACUGUGAUUUAUGAAGAUAAUACAGCAUGUAUAGCUCAGAUCAAAGGAGGUUACAUCAAAGGGGACAGAACAAAGCAUAUAGCACCAAAACUUUUCUCCACACAUGAUCUUGAGAAAGACGGAACGGUUGAUGUCAAACAAAUCAAGUCAUGCGACAACCCUGCUGAUUUGUUCACAAAGUCAUUGGCACCGAAGAAAUUUGAAGAACUGGUCCAUAAAAUUGGAAUGUAUCGUCUUCGAGAUAUAUGUUAAAUUGAGGGGGAGUAAUAUAAUGCACUGCACUCUUUUUCCCUUCGUCAAGUUUUUAUCCCACUGGGUUUUUCUUGACAAAGGUUUUUAACGAGACAGUACAUUAUAAUACUAUGAAUCUAAUACCCCAGAAUAAUUAGAAGAUGACCAUUCAAGGGGGAGUGUUGAAAUAUAAUUGAAUUAGUCAUCUUCCAACUAUUCCUGAUUAGGAAUUAUUAUCACCAUUACAUAAAUAAUCAGGAAAUCAUAAUUAUGAUUCUAGAUGAUAAUUGUGUGGUUCACAAUUAUCCUCUAAUCCUAUGAAGCUUAACUUUUCUCCUAUAAAUAGGAGGCUUCUCCAUUGUAAUUAACACACCAUGGUUACACCAUUAUCACACUCUCAAUAAUAUAAUCUAUCACUAAGUGUUCAUACUAUAUUUCUCUCCCUGAUCUUCUGCUUAUUUCCUUCCAUAUUAUAACACGUUUAAGUAUAAUAUUAAAA
Molecule: messenger RNA, 6646 nt
Organism: Cuscuta epithymum
Lineage: Eukaryota; Viridiplantae; Streptophyta; Magnoliopsida; Solanales; Convolvulaceae
Source: the annotation of a GenBank genome assembly